AUGGCGGAAAAGUGGGUAGACCGCGAUUUGAGCGAAGUCGAACAGGAUGCUGCAGUAGAAAGCAAAAGGUCCGAAUCCGGAGAUGACGAACCAGAGGAACAAGCACCACACGAUGCAGACGCAGUGGAGGCCGCUUUCAGAAAUGAAGCUGGCGACUUCGCGCCCUUGUCGAUUGCUGAAGACGAUGAUCGGAAGCCACCAGCGCGGGAAACAGGUAGCUCUUUUCAGGUUGAUGAUCUUGAGCGUGACCCCUUGUCGAUUUCGGAAGACGACGAUCGGAAGCCACCAGCGCGGGCGGUAGAGAGGUCUUUUCAAGUUGAUGAUCUUCAAUCAGGGCACCUCGACAAUACGUUAUUUGCACUCGAGUCGGGAGAUGAAGAUCUGAUGGGACCCGCAAGUAAGAGGGCUCGAACUACUCAGGCUAGUGGCUUUGCGUCAAUGCCGAGUCACGACCAUGCUCAUCAUUUUCAAAUGUCUAUGCACUUCCCAUAUUCACCACCAGUGAACCAUCCAGGUGCCCCCCGGUUUCCAGAAGCGGGUUAUGAGUAUCCUCAUUAUGCUUCCAUGCCACCGGCACAUGCUCCGUCAUCUUCAGGGUAUCCAAGUCACCAUCAUUACCCACCCAGUCAACACGCCAUCGAGCGACCGAUGCCACAUUCCUCCCAACCCGGAAUGGUUCAAGGCGUGGCCUAUGGCUCACCAGUCGCAGGCACCCGACCUCGCACUGCAACGGGGGAGGACACGAGAGAAGUGCCCUCGCGGGGACCUACGGAUGAUGAAUUGGAAGAAGCCAGAACGGAAAGGGCUAGGAAUGCUUUGCACACGUGGUAUCAUCGUCUCAACGACUUGCGCCAGUAUAGGCUGGACCAAGGAGACUGCAACGUCCCACAAAAGUACGAGGGGAACAGAGAACUUGGUAUCUGGGUCAACAAGCAGCGCAUGGAAAAGAAAUCAUUUGACGAGGGCAAGAGAACGUCCAUGACGAAUAGGAAGAUUGCCGCCUUGAACAACCUUGGGUUUGUGUGGGCGAAGCGCAAGGGGCAAGCAGCAUGGGAGGAGAAGUUCCGAGAGCUCUUGGCUUACAAACGCAUUCAUGGCAAUUGUGAGGUCCCGACCAAAUAUUCGGCGAAUCCAGCUCUUGGGAGAUGGGUGAGCACUCAGCGAUCCGCCUACAAGGACUUUAUCGAGACUGGCGACACGAGCAAGAUGACAGACGAACGUAGAGCUCGCCUAGAGAGUGUUGGAUUCAAGUGGAAAAUGAUGAACAACGGUUGA
Messenger RNA from Seminavis robusta, 1275 nucleotides. The record is from the annotation of a GenBank genome assembly. NCBI's taxonomy places the organism in Eukaryota, Bacillariophyta, Bacillariophyceae, Naviculales, Naviculaceae.